Messenger RNA from Lindgomyces ingoldianus, 2076 nucleotides. RefSeq lists its product as uncharacterized. The coding region runs from base 1 to 2076 and encodes 691 amino acids. The record is from RefSeq and is a predicted model, not a curated record. Gene Ontology annotation, molecular function: DNA-binding transcription factor activity. Gene Ontology annotation, biological process: regulation of DNA-templated transcription. The transcript is spliced from 2 exons. NCBI's taxonomy places the organism in Eukaryota, Fungi, Ascomycota, Dothideomycetes, Pleosporales, Lindgomycetaceae.
AUGCGCUUGCGUCGCGUUGGGCAAAAUAACCACGGCAUCCUGCAGUCGAUGCUCUCUCGUGAGGACCAUGCGCGGUCUCUUGCGGCCGCCGCUGUGGCCAGCUCCCGUCUUCCGCGCAUGGUUGUCCACCGUGCAGUAGCGCUGCUAUCUCUCUCGUCCUUCCUUGGUUGGGUCGUUACUGCAACGACGACCCCAUAUAAUCAAUUCACGCUGGCUACCCAAACACUCCCCGCAAUUCAAAAACCCCACGUUCAUUACUCAGACCGGUUCCAGUGUUCUCUGACACCGCCAUAUACAAACGACCCAAAGCCGAGCCAGGGCGAACCUCCAACAUCGCGCCAGGGAGGAUUUCCUGACUACCCGGACCGCCCAUGGUCGGCUCAUCGAGGUCGAAGGGGCUUUGACCAACGGCCCCUGAUGUCGCAACCGGCUACGUCAGGAUCUCAAUCAAACCCUGUGGAUGAAGCCUCACGGAGACUCCAGCAGACAGGGCACCAUCCUCAAUUUCCUCCAGAAAUUCCGCCAAGCAUGCAUUCACUUCCCAGAGACCACAUCCGGAAUGGCCCUCCCGGUCCUCCGGUAUCUCUACCUUCUCUACGGCAGUUAUCAAACACUCCACCAACCCCUUCUUCUGACAGGAGGCCUGGAAAUCCCCUGGGUGUCCAAUCUAUAUUAAAUCCCCAAGGUGACUUGGCAGAACAGCGCUUAGAACAGCGAGGUCGAAGACGCAGUGCCUCCCAGAUGGAAUCCCCGUCACCUAUUGAUUCACAACCUCCCCCGAGCCUCCCUUCUAUAAGUAGGCCAACAAGUGUCGACUCGGCGCAGGAGGAGCCAGCAUUACCUCAGAGACAUUUCCAGAUGCCUGGACGGCUUUCAACAAGGCACUUGUUGAGCCCUAGAUCACCAAGUAUGCACCGUGCUCAAAGCCUGAGUGUACUAAAUCCACCCACGGGCACGAUUGAUGCACACCAGUCGCCUUUUCUGUCCCCCAGUACGCGUCCAUACGGACCAGACCAAAUUCCUCAGCCAUCUCUUCCUACUCCUCCUAUUGCCACUCGUCCAGCAUAUUUCGCUCCAACUGCACCAACCCCACCCCCCGGACUCAACCGUACUGACAUCCGCCGCCCCAGCGCCGGGUUUCCGCAGUCUGGCAGUGCGAGCCCGAUAGCUUCAUACUCUCCCUAUAGCCAGCCCGCAUCAAUCGCAUCCAGCCAGUUUGAAAGUUCUAGUCAACCAGGAUCUUAUAUGACAAUCCCGAACAAUGCCCAGCAUUCUGGCUUCAAUAACCCGCCGAUUGCCAUGGAGACUGAGCGAAAUAUGAUUCCAAUGACCCCCUCUGGACAGAGCACCAUUCAGAUGAUGACAAUUCAUAGCCAGCAGGGACACAAGGUCCAGAUUCCUGUAGACGUUCAGGCAGCGUCCAAGGUUGCCGAUGAAAAGAGAAAGCGUAACGCGGGCGCAUCUGCGCGCUUUCGCGCUAGACGGAAAGAGAAGGAACGAGAGGCGUCGAUGAGCAUCACCAGACUAGAACAGCAGCUGCGAGAGGCCCUCGAGGACACAGAAUUCUACCGGAACGAGAGGGACUACUUCAAGACCAUUCUCCUUCAACAACCGGGCCAUGAGCGACACUAUGCGCGUCCGCCAUCGCCCCGGUUGAGACGCCAUUCCACCGCACCCUCGUCUACCGGAGGAGGCGGAGGCUCAGGAGGAUCCUCUUACUCAGGAUACUCUGAACCCAGCGAGCCCCACGAACCCGAGCGGAAUGUCAGGAGGAGAACCAGCAGUUACCAUCCAGCUGCGGGUACGGCACCCACCUCUCUGAACGGCUCUGGGCCACCACCGCAGCAGUCCCAGUCAUACUCGACAUCGACGUUUCCUCCUAUUAAUCCGCCUCCCAUCGAUGGUCACCCCGCGAACCGACCCCCACCACAGCAAUUUGACCCUCGGGAACAAAGGCCAUUACCAGAGCUCCAGCCUCCUCAAAGGCCCGGCUUUCGCGAUCCCUUUGUUUCCGAUUCUACCCGAUACGACAAUAGAAACUGGGCACUGGGGCCUGCGAGAGACAACCGAGGGUAG